ACGCACGCUGUUUCACCGCGAAUGCGCAGGCGCAGUGGCUGGCUCUCCGCGCUUUUCGCCGAGCGGCCGCCACUGCUCGGCGCUGGCCGCCGAAAAGCAUCGACUCCGGUUUGGGUGUUUGCGUCUCCGGUCCAGCCGCCAUGCCGACUGUUCUUUGUUACAUUUGAGUGUGGCGGAAUCGCUCAGAUCGGAGUUAAAACCCGGCUAGAGUUUGGGAUCCGCUGAGUUUCUGGAUCCCGGCCGCUCCUGAAGCGCGUCUGUCGAUGAAAAGCAGCGCCUGCUGUCAGGAAAGCCCGCCGAGCCGCGGCAGUCCGGCUGAUGCGUUCAGGUGGAACUGAAGAGUUUCCCGUCAUGCACAUCUUCCUACAGCCACGUUCUGAAGCACUCCCGCAAGAAGUCCCUUUAUGAAAAGCAGCCAGCAGAGUUUAGGGCGAGCUGGACCUGCUGUCAGCGCACGCUUUGUUAGCUGGUAAAGGCUCCAUGUUCCUUCUUCUCCAUGCAGGUGGAGAUGAUGGCUGAGCAGACACCAGAUGAGUUCAUCUGGUGUGAGGACUGUGGUCAGUACCAUGACUCUGAGUGUCCAGAGUUGGGACCUCUUGUGACCGUAGAAGACUCCUUCGUGCUCAGCCGGGCUCGGUCUUCUUUACCCAACAGCCUUGAGAUCAGAGAGGUGGCGAAUGGAGAGGAAGGGGUGUUUGUUCUCCGACGGCUGGUCAAACGGACUCGCUUUGGGCCUUUUGAGGCCAAGAGGGUUUCCAGCGUGGAAAAGGAAGGAGCUUUUCCUCUGAAGGUUUUUCUGAAGGAGGGCAUGGUGCUGUGUUUCGACUGCAGCAGUGAGGAGGACUGCAACUGGAUGAUGCUGGUGCGACCUGCCACCGACCACAGGCACCAGAACCUGACCGCCUACCAGCAGGACGAUGACGUUUACUUCAACACCUCCCAGGAUGUGCUGCCGGGAACAGAGCUGAGGGUCUGGUAUGGAGCUUUCUACGCCAAGAAGAUGGAAAAACCCAUGUUGAAGCCUCCGCUUCCGUCACUGAUGUCUCCCCCAGCAGACGUAGUGCCUUCGUCUACUAAAAUAGAGCCCUCAGAAAUUAUUGAGUCCAAUAUGGCUCCGGUGAUUGAAAACAAGAAUUUGGACAACACCGUGAGUCCUGUCAGCGACAAGACGGUAACCGUGCUUCCCAUGGAAGCGCUUUUGCACCAGGAGGAGGACCCGCCAGUUCCCGAAGGGGGGAGCGGCGCCCCUCAGCCGUGCCGUAAGAGCGGCCCAAGCCGAGGGAAGAGAGCCAGGGCUCGGCGGCUAGGGCCUUCAGCUGCAGCAAACAGAGUCAGAGAUGCGAGGCCCCCGGCGGAAGGGUCAGCGCCCAGGCCCCGAGAGGCGGCGGCGGCAGACGGCAGGAGCCUGCUGAGCUCGGCGGCGGACGGCGCGGUUGUCCCGAAGAGGCACAAAACGCGGGAGCACAAACGGGUUUACCGCUGCUCCCUGUGCAGCAAGAUCUUCCAGAACAGCAGCAACCUCAACCGGCACAUCCGCUCUCACGGUGAUAAGCUGUUCAAGUGUGACGAAUGCGAUAAGUUAUUCAGCCGUAAGGAGAGUCUGAAGCAGCACAUCUCCUACAAGCACAGCAAGAAUGUGCCUGACAAAGAGUACAGGUACAAAUGCAACACCUGCGAGAAAUCCUUCCGGCUCGAGAACGCUUUGAAGUUCCACAACUGCCGCACAGAUGACAAGACGUUCCAGUGUGACAUCUGCUCGCGGUUCUUCUCCACCAACAGCAACCUCUCCAAGCACAAGAAGAAGCACGGCGAGAAGCUCUACUCCUGCGAAAUCUGCAACAAAAUGUUCUACCGCAAAGACGUGAUGCAGGAGCACCACAGGAGACACAGCGUGGGACCAAAGCAUAUGAAGAGAGAAGAGCUGGACACCAAUGGAGAAGAAGGGACAAAGUACAGAAAGGAGCCGUCUCCAUGUCCCAUCUGCGGCAAGGUGUUCUCCUGCAGGAGCAACAUGAACAAGCAUCUGUUGACCCACGGCGACAAGAAAUACACUUGCGAGAUCUGCGGCAGGAAGUUUUUCCGCGUGGACGUCCUCAGAGACCACAUUCACGUGCACUUCAAGGACAUCGCUUUAAUGGAUGAGCAGGAAAGAGAAGAUUUCAUCAAGAAGAUCGGCAUCUCCGCUGACGACAGCGACGAAACCGAUGAGGACGAAGAUGAAGACGACCCUGAACACCACAAGUACAACUGUAAAAAGUGUCAGUUAUCAUUUGCUAAGGGUAAAGAAUAUCUGAAGCACAUUAUGGAGCAACACAAAGAGAAAGGCUACGGCUGUGCCAUCUGCAACCGCCAUUUUGCCCUGAAGGCCACGUACAACGCACAUCUGGUCAUCCACAGAGAGCAACUGCCAGACCCUGCAGUGCAAAAGUACAUCCACCCAUGUGAGAUCUGUGGAAGAAUCUUCAACAGUAUCGGGAACCUGGAAAGGCACAAGAUCAUCCACACAGGAGUGAAGAGUCACGGCUGCGAACAAUGCGGCAAAUCAUUCGCGAGGAAGGACAUGCUGAAGGAGCACCUCAGGGUUCACGACGACAACAGGGACUACCUGUGUGCAGAGUGCGGUAAAGGCAUGAAGACCAAGCAUGCUCUGAGGCACCACAUGAAGCUUCACAAGGGCAUCAAAGAGUACGAGUGCAAAGAAUGCAACCGCAAGUUUGCCCAAAAGGUCAACAUGUUGAAACACUACAAGAGACACACAGGGAUCAAAGACUUCAUGUGCGAGUUGUGUGGAAAGACGUUCAGUGAGAGGACCACUCUGGAGACGCACAAACUCAUCCACACAGUUGGAAAAACGUGGAAAUGUGAGACGUGCGAUAAGAAGUACCUGACAGAGUACAUGCUGCAGAAGCACGUCCACCUGACCCACGAGAAGGUGGAGGCCCAGUCCUGCCACCUGUGUGGGACCAAGGUGUCCACCCGCGCCUCCAUGAACCGACACCUGCGGCGCAAACACCCCGACUCGGCGGCGUCUUUGAGGAGCGACGACUUUGAUGAUCUCCAGGAGAACUCUGCAGUCAGUAAUUCUUCUGUCAGUCAUGUUCAGUCCACGCUGUCCCUGGAAAAGGACGGGAUGUCCCUGGAUCGGCCUGCGCGACCUUCCCGGCAGCCCAAGAGGAAGCAGCGAGCCGUAGCCGAGCCGGAGCUCUCCGACACCGACGACUACGGGGACUUCAGUGAGGCGAGGCAGGAGCCCGUCGCCGAGUUCAACACCGUCAUCGUCGGGGAUGAGACGGAGACGGACUCUGCCGUGCAGAGCAUCCAGCAGGUGGUCGUCCUGGCUGACCCGAACACUCCAUCAGCCCCCUCCCCCAACAGCUCUGUAGGGCUGACCAACAUUACGGUGACUCCCAUCACCAGCCACGCCCCCGCCCAGUUCACCAGCCUGCAGCCUGUCGCCGUGGGUCAUCUUACCGCCAGCGACCGCCCCCUCACGCUGGACAACUCCAUCCUCACCGUCACCUUCGACGCCGUCAGCGGCUCCGCCGUGCUCCACAACCGCCCGGCCGAGCUCGUGCACGAGGCCGUGGGCUCCGCCGGCGGGGCCCCGCAGUCUGUCGCCCAUUUCAUCAAUCUCACCACUCUGGUCAAUCCCAUGAGCCACCAGAUGGAGGCCCCGACUCUGGCUUGGAGGCCCGUACCGCCGGCCGAGGGCAGCCAGGUUACACAGGUGGUGGAGGGGGCCCAGGGUGAGAGCCAGGAGUGCCAGAGCCAGGGCGGUGAGCAAGGGCGGGGCAGCCAGGGGCAGCCAUCGCCCCUGCAGCAGCAGAGUGGCUCUGCUCAGCAGAUGUUUAGCUACUGAGAGACUGUGGGCUGCUGGUCACCCCACAGUCUCUGACACCAUUAUAAACUGGAGGAGAUUUUUCUCAGACAGAACAAAACUAUUUUUCACCCUGAUGCCUCACCAACCUCAUGGAAACCAGUUCUUUUUGGUUUGUUUUUAUACAUAAUUCUAUAUAAAUAUUGACAAAGUUGCGGUCUUGCAUACGUUUGAAAGAAGAAAAACCCUGAUUUAGCACCGACAAUAGAAACCAAAGCAACAGGCUAAACUUUCAAAUGCCUUAGCAGCCUUUUAGAACACGUUUUCCACGGAGAACCCGAACAGAACCAGGAGGAACUCCAUGAAACUCAGCCCACCUCCACCGGGGUUACUGAUCAAACCCUUUUUUUGAAUCAUGUAUGCUGUAAUUAUUGCUGGUCUGAGCUCAAAAGAACCUUUUUAUUUAAAAACAAA
This is a messenger RNA of Oryzias latipes (Japanese medaka), 4291 nucleotides long. It is a transcript of the gene prdm15, whose product is annotated as PR domain containing 15. Gene Ontology annotation, cellular component: nucleus. Gene Ontology annotation, biological process: regulation of gene expression. Gene Ontology annotation, molecular function: protein binding. The record is from RefSeq and is a predicted model, not a curated record. Lineage: Eukaryota; Metazoa; Chordata; Actinopteri; Beloniformes; Adrianichthyidae.